Molecule: messenger RNA, 13687 nt
Organism: Homarus americanus (American lobster)
Lineage: Eukaryota; Metazoa; Arthropoda; Malacostraca; Decapoda; Nephropidae
Gene: Xe7
Product: A-kinase anchor protein 17A-like
Exons: 11
Coding region: 92-4039 (1315 amino acids)
Source: RefSeq, a predicted model, not a curated record
GCGGCGCUGGUGCAGGUAAACAACACGACGCCGGACGAUGACACCAACCAAUACUGUUACUCCUCUUAUUUAACAGUUUAUUGCAGGCAAAAUGGAGAAGCCCCAACCUCUGAAGAAUGUACAGGAUUGUACAGACAUAAGUGAUUGUGUGGAGAUGUCUCGAACCUCGGGUCUGUAUCUCAAACCUAUAGCACGCCUCAGUAUCACCGUAACACUACCACAGCUCAAGUCGGGUCAGUCCAUCUCCAACUGGGAGGUUAUGGAAAAGCUGCGAACUGCCAUUUUGCCUGAAGUGUUUUCUGUGAUCAAGGUUACAAAGAGCACACUAGAGUUCCUCAGGUUUGAUGCUGAAAUUGAAAAUAGAAAGAAUCUGAUGCAGGUCAUAGGAAAAAUUGAUCAAAAGGGUAUCAAACUGAGUGGGUUCUCUGACUUGCUAAAGAUUCGAGCCACAGAAGCCAAAGUUCCUUUCCCAUCUCGCCAUGACUGGGACUGCUUCUUCAGGGAUGCAAAGCACAUGAAUGAGAUGAAGCCCGGGGAAAGACCUGAUACUGUCCACUUUCAGGACCUUCCUUGCCGUUGGUUUGCCCACUACAGUGACACCACCACGAACAUGCCCAGUGCUUAUGUUUUAAGUAAAGUUAUGUCCACCUUUGGAGAAGUUAGAGUUGUGGACAUUCCCGUGUGUGAUCAGUACCGCAAGAAAAUGUCAGCAUCCAUUAAUGGCCUCCAUACAUUCAGCUUUGGCCAAGACUUGAUAUUUGAGGCUUAUGUGCAGUUCAAAGAAUAUAUUGGAUUUGCAAAGUGUAUGCAUGCCUUACAGGGCAAGAAACUGGUAUUUAGUAAUAAUGACAAAGCUUGGAGUGCUAAUAUCAGGGUUGACUUUGAUCGCACCAAGCACCUGUCAGAGUACUCAAUAAAAAAACGUGCAGCAGAACGAGAAAAACUUAUUGCAGCCGAGCGGGAGAAAGAAGAAAAGCUUCGGAGGAAAAGGGAAAUGGAAGAAAUGAAAAUUGAGGCUGAAAGGAUGCGACUGGAGGAGGAGCAGAGACUCAAGGAAGAGCGCAAAGAAGCAAAGAGGAAAGAGAAAGAGGAAAGGAGAAAAUCAAGGGAGGAAAAGAGACGAAAGAAGAGGCUGGUUAAAGAAGAGGAAAAGGUUAAAAAAGAGGAGGAGGAGGAAGAGGCCAAGUUUGCCAGGAAGAUUGCCAUGGAGGAGCGUAAGCUGUUACUGGCUCAGCGCAAGUUAGAGAGUAUUCGUCUGCUGGAUGAGCUCUUUGAGAGGAUUAAGGUGGUGAAGCAGAAGCAAGUGGCCAAUCAGAGAGAGACAGAACUCUUCCAACAUAUUGACAAGGAAAACAGCAAAAAAGUCAAAGAAAUCAAGAAAAAAGAGUUAAAGGAACGUAAACUACAGGAAAAAAUGGCAAGCAAGGAACGCAUGCUGAGGGAUAAGCUGGUCCGUUCCUACAAGUCUAGGGAAGAAGACCGCAUGGAACAGCAACGGGAAAAGGUUCGGAAGGCAGUUCAGGGAAAGGUUCGUCUGCAAAGUGUCAUCUCAGCAGCUUCUCUCUCCUCCAUUUCGAGUGCCACAUCAGAAAGUGAUUCAGACUCGAGCUCUGAUUCAGAUUCUUCAGAUUCGUCUUCAACUUCUUCUGAUUCAAAUGCUCCUAAAGUCCUAGUUGGUCAAAUGCGCAUGGAUCAGAUGGAAGAGGAGAAACAGCAGAGUGAAUUUGGGAAUUGGCCUUCUGCUAGACCUAAUGAGCUUCAGCACUUCCCACCUUAUUACGAGGGUCAAGAACCUUACCAUUAUCACGAAGAUUGGGGACACGACGAUGUAUAUGACAGAGGAAGAGGAAGAGGCCGAGGAAGGUGGAGAUUUCCUAGAGGUCCAUGGAGAGGACGUGGCUUCCGGGAUAGAGGACGAGGCUUCAGAGAUAGGGGUCGUGGCUUCAGGGGCUCUUGGCAGCACAACAAGUUUGGCCCUGAAAGGAAAACAAACCCAGCAACUUGGUACAAGAGCGGAGAGUACAAUCCAGACAUUUCAGGAUCUAGAUCACGCUCACACUCAAGAUCAAGAUCUAGAAGGACCAGCUCCCGUUCACGCUCAAGAUCAAGAAGAUCACGCUCAAAAUCCAGAUCUCGGUCAAGAUCUAAGAGAUAUCGCUCAAAGUCCAGAUCCAGAUCUAAAAGAUCACAUUCCAAGUCUAGAUCAAGAUCUAAAUCAAAGUCCAAAAGGUCACAUUCUAGAUCCAAGUCAAAGUCACAUAGCAGGUCUCGGUCUAGAUCUCACUCUAGAAGUAGAAGAAGUAGGAGUAAGAGGCACAGGCAUUCUAGUCGUGAAAGGUCCAGUCUUUCCGCCGAUAGACGAAGGGACAAACACAGAAACGAGCGGCACAGAAGAAGCGGCAGCAGGAAAAAAGAUAACAACAAGAAGGAGGAGGAUAUUAAUUACAAUGACCUUAGAGAGAGUGACCUGGAACUGUCAAGUGAUCCAGAAGACCGUUACUAUGAAGAUGAAUAUUAUGAAGAUGAUGAAUAUGGAGAAAAUAAUUAUCAGAAUUAUUAUCCUCGAGGUCAUGAGCGUGGAGGCUACUCAAGCUUUAGAAGAGGUUUUCGUGGACGUUGGCCUCGAGGGUGGCGAGGGAGAGGCCGCGGUAAUGGGAACCCUAGCUACUACGGCCAGUAUGACAAUCGUGAUGACUGGCGUCAAGAUAAUGUGGGUAGAAGAGACCCUUACCAGGAUAUAUAUGUAAAAUAUUUUGAGAGUGUUGCUGAUCGUGAAACUGCAAAUAAGGAAGGAACUAUUGAAGAAAGGAGAGCGCGACAAGAUUACAGAGACCGAAAGGAGUUUGAGGGUUCUAGGGAACGAGAAGCUGUCCACAGAGUGCCACCGCCCAGUGACAGGAGCAGUAGUCAUGCACAUGAGGAUAUUCAUGGUGAUCCUGGCCCCAGAGGACGUGAUGAAUAUAAAGAUCAGAGAAGCAUGGAAAAAAUUAGGGGCAACAGUGACUGGACAGGAGAAUUUGAUAAAAAAGGAAGAGGAAGUAUUGAUAGAAAACCUCAGCCAUAUAGUGAGAGUCAUAAAGGAGACAAGAAAUUAUUAGAUAGAGUAGACUGUGCACAGGAGAGGAGGGUACCAGAGAAGCUCGAACAAAAACAUUUAAGAGUUGAAGUGGUUGAUGUUAGAAAGCAUGACCCUGGCUUAGACUAUAGUCAGAGAUACAGCAGGGAAAAACCGAGAUUUGAUAGAGGGGAAGGUGAGGAUGUUAGAAAGGACCUGGUUCUACGUGAAAGAGAGAAACAGAGUGAAUUAGGAGAGAGAAACAAAAGUGGACAGAGUUAUGAUAGCAGUUCUCGACUCCCCAGUUGUGUGACAAGGGACCUUAAUGAAAAAAGAUAUGGAGUUACAGAGAAACCAGCUUUUGAAAGAAUGCAUGAAAAAGAUGGCAGUAAAGAUUUUGGCAUUGAUAUGAGAUGGAAGAAUCAGGUUCUAAGAGCUGAUAUGGAACGAGAUAAACGGGAGAUAUCAGUGAAAGACAGAUUGAGUUUUGGAAAUGUUAAACGUCAUAGCGAUAUUGAGCUUAACGAAAAUAGAUCAAAGCAUCUUGUUCCGAUUAAAUCAAUGAAAAUGAGAAGCAUUGAGCUUGCUGAGACUAAAGGACGACGAGACAAUGAACGCUUUGAAACGAGGGGGAGACGGGACGUUCAUCCUAAAGACCCCAGAGGGAGUCGGGAAUUUGUCCGUAAUGAUAGGAGAGUUAGAGACGACAUAAGGCAUAAUGAAACUAGGGAGAGGUCUGACCCUGAACGUACUGUAGAUAGAGACAGACGUGUUGAACAUAGUGAAUUCAGAAAGAAACGCGAGCAUAGUGAAGCCACACAGAGUUAUAAGUCUGACAGUGAAUCAGAUCAUAGUGAGUUGCACAGAAAAAGACAGCACAGUGAUAGUGGCAGGAAGAGAAGGAAAAGAAGAAAGAAAAAGAGAGAUAAAAGAAGUGAUGAUGCAAGAAAACAUAAGCAUAAAAAGAAGAAGAAAAGGGGAUAAAUGAGACACUAAAGUUAUUUGUUGUGGAACUCUUUCAGGUUUAUAAAUUACAUGCAGUAUAAUUUAUGAAACUGGUAGAGAAUAUUGUGGAGAGACUUCGAAAGGCAGUGAAACAAAAGUGAAAACUUGUCAUGUUACCUAAAAGUUAUUUUCUUUCAGGGAAGAACCAUGGACAUAUAUUACUGCAAUGAUUUUAAACCAAACUCUUUUACAGAACAUGACAAAUAAGUUAAUUAGAAAAGUGGAAUUAAACCUUCUUGGACAAUGUUUUCUAGUUACACAGAGUGCUAAUGUAGUAGAUAUGUAGUUUUUGUUUGUCGUGGAAUAGUUGACUGGCAUUCAGAACCACUUUUUACAUAUCCAGUGUAACAAUUGGAUCUUUUUCAGGUUUCUCUUUCAGCUUAGCACAUUUCUUACACAGGAAGAUAAUUAAUAAACAAUUUAUCAAAUGUUGGAGCAGUGACACUGAGGCAUAUGGUACAGUAUGUAGAACUGAGAGAACUACAAUAAGCAUAAACGUGAUUAUGCUAUCAGUGCAGUGACAUAAGAAUCUACAGUAUUUCACUGAUGUUCAAACAAUGCAAAUCAUAGAAAGGCAUGAUCUCUGAAAACCUGGAUAAAUGUAAAAUACUGUGGACUGGCAAGUUAAGUGAUGGUGCUUCCUACAGAGGAUAGAUUACGUAAUAUUGGUGAAAAGCUUCAUGUAGUGAAUGAACUGAUUGAGAGUGAUAGUGAUCAAAACUUAAGAAUUCUUAUGUGAUUUUGGAUGAAGAAAUUUUUUUUUUUGUGUAACAAGAUAUUUCAUGCAGUGGUACAGACCAAUACACUUCUCAGGAAAACAAAACUUUAGAAAGAAUUAAAGUUUCUCGCUGGAUUUGAUUACGAAAAGACUUUAUUUUAAUUAAAGAUCCAUAUCUGACAGCUUUCAGUUUGAACAGAGAAUGGUGAUCAUGACAGGUUAAUGAGUAUUGUAAUUUGAUAUCAUGCAGUAAACUGUUUGUCGAUUUGUGUGCAAUAUCUGACUGUAUAAGAUAAGUACAGUACUGUAAUGUAGCACAAUGCAUAUAUUUUAAGUAAGGUGUUUUGCAGUCCUCAGUUCUGCAGUACAUACAGUACUUGUGUCUUGAAAGUGGGGAAUUACAUAAACUUGACAUAAAGUGAACAAAGUACCUGGUAUGUUGAUAAGUUUCAAAACUUUUUAUAUAUGUCAAGUUACUUGGCAGUGAACCAGUGAACUCAGUGGUGUGAAAAGAAUGUUUGUUGCACAACACACGUUUUUUAGUGACAACUCUUUUAUUUUAUAAUAUACUGUACAGUAAAGGGAAAGGAAGAGCAUACAGUAUGGAACCAGUAUACAAGUUUGGUAACACUGAGUACCUUUGGGAAAAUGCUGAAAUGUGUCUGUCCAUAAUAAAGAAAAUCAUUCAGGAAAAUUUUUAUUUACAUAAUUUUAUAAUACAGUAAUGUUAUUUAAUGUGUGUAAAUUUAAGUUAUUUUAUUUUUUUAAAUUUGGGUAAUUUAGGCAAGAUAUGAAUACGUAGCACUUACUCACUUAAAAUUAUUUUGCAUCUCAUUUUUCAUGAUUAUUGUUUAAACCGUGAAUAACCAGUGUAUAAUAGUUUCUCAUCCAUAUAUCUUUGAAGCAUGUGUGAUACAGUGUUGGUGUUUUGAUUACUAUUAAAUUCGGAAUUACUGCGCUGUAUACUGUAAGGGCAACUCGGCCAACCCGCGUCAGCACUAUACAGUAUACAGUACACCAUACUUUAAAUGCAGGUUGUGUCACAUGUAUUUUGUUUUCUGCAUCGUGUUGUAUGCUUCUCUCAUAGAACGUACUGUAAGCUAGCACAAGUAUUUUUUCUUCUUUUCUUUUAGGAGGUUGGACUUGCCCUAUUGGUGCACAGUUGUAGGAUUUUGCUGAGGAGAAGAGUGGACUAUGUCGGUGGUGUAUCCCAUAUAGGAAUAAGCCUGGUUGUCAGCAAAAGAUGUGUUCUAAAAGUCCUUGCGUAUAACAAAUUUAUGAAUGUCGGGGCAAUUUUCCAGAUAAGAAUCAUUGUAAUUAGGGGGAGGGGUGUUGGUGUAUUCCCAGCAGGCAACUUUCACCACAUAUUUUUUUAUAUACGCUCCUUAUUAUCCAAGGCUAUUAGGGACCAGGGUUGCAUGUAUACUGUAGUAUGGUACCAGUAAAUGUGAGGAAUAAAUUAAAAUUAGUUAUGUUAAUAAAGAAGAAAAUAUAAAAUACUGCAUUGCUAUUUUGCAAUAUUGUAUGUAGUUCAUUACACACAGGAGACUGGAGUGGCUGAGAUCCCCAACACUGCUCCCUCCUCCUCCCACGAUCUGCACACUAACUCUCAUGCAUGUAAGAAAUGUUUUUUACUGUCGUGUUUUUGACCUUAUUAUGAUCAUUUAUUUUUUUGUACAUUUUCUAUGAAUGAUUGUGUGUGCAUGUAACAGAGUAAAAUAUAUCAAUAAAGUUAUGCAUAUGUACCCAAAAUUAUGAGUUGAAAAAUAAAAAUAACACAGCUUGGCCUGGUAGGGGGAUGUAGCUACAGAAACAGUCCACACAUGCUGAAUGUUCACUUCAUACACACCCAUGCUCUUCAUUUUUCUUUUAACAUCCUGACAAUGUGAUGUUGAUAAAAGACAUGGGUAUCAGUGUUACCUCUUAUUAUUAAAAUUUAGAACAGUUCAAGUGUGAUGUUAUUGUAGAUAAUUUGUUUUAAUUUGUAUGAUACUGUAUAUGGAAAUUCAUAUUUAAGUUGAAGAAAAUGGCCUGUCAGAUAAAAAAAUGUCUUGGCAGUCAGAGGCAGGGAGAUUGUGUUCUUGAUCGACUCACCCUGUUGUGCCUACUUACCCUGAAUUCUUGACAACUGUGGUCAUAUUCUCAAAUUUCCUCAGGCUCUCACCACAAAACAAUGAAACCAUGUCUAUAGACAAAAUACUUGUAAGCGUGGUAAAUCCUCUUGUUUUUAAUUUAGUUCUGAUGGAACUUGGUAGGGUUGUUCUCCUUGGCAAGAUCUCUAAUUGAAAUAUAGAUGAGUAAUUAUAGGCAUUUUAAUACUGUUUUGUAUAUUAUACCUGGAGUAACCAAAACAUGGAAAUUACCACAUUUCAUGUUUUGGACUCGUGGCCACAGUUUAUUUUUAUGCUCAGUAUUUUGCCCCCUUAUUUUAGACAGUUUUGGCUCAUAUUGUCUCCUUGGAUGACUAAUCAGGGUGGUGGUUGACCUGGAUCUUGAUGUUCUUAGGGGGCAGGGGAUACUUUAUUAGCUAUUUUCAUAGUAGAGCAGUGGGCAGGCACAUUAUGAGUUAGAAGUUGGAGGUGCUGUGCACUAACUGAAAGCAUCUGAGUUUAAAAGGCAGGUUCGCCCUUAUAGUGGGUUUUGAAAAUGAAUCUACAGAACUUGUUAAAUAAACUUUACUCAAAUUAAGAGCAUUUUUUGUUAUGUUUGCAUUUUCAGUUACACAGAGAAAAACUAGAUGAUUGCAAAUGUUCUUUUUCCAAAUUGAUUGGUUUGAAAUUAAAACUCAAACUGGUAUAUAAAAACAUUACUUAGUACAGUUCUGUUACCUACUGGUACCCACUUAAAUUUGUAUGAUGAGAAAGUAUUGGAACUAAAUUGAAAUUGAAAUUUGCAUUAAUUUAGAUUGUACAUAUUUGGUAUUUCUGCUCCAGUUGAAUCCCCAAUACAGUACCAAUUUCUUAAUUUACAGUAUUUGUACACUUCUACUGUUUUAGGCAAUUUUGUUUCCAAUUUACUGUACAGUGUAUAGCAAGUUAUUACAGAGAAUGGGGUUUCUAGCUAAAAUUUUAUUGCCACUAAAAUGUCACUUACAGGGUGACCCUUUCCUCAACAUGUCAUCACAGGUAUUGAUUAAUAGUACAAAUGUGUUUGGUAGCAGCAUCUCAUAGUAUACAAGUAUUGUGCUGGAAAAUUGGUGAUUAUUGACUUUGAGAACACUAAUAUUUUUGUAUGAUUUAUUUAUCUACUUAAAGAGUUUUUUGUCUUGUCCGUCUGUCCAUCCAACCAUCCAUCCUGUGUGACGACAUUGGGGGCUCUCUCUUAUGAUGUCAAUCCGUAAAGUUCCCAUGAUAUGAUAUGAUAUGAUAAGGGUCUUGUCAUUUUUAUUUUCCUCCGUGCUACUGUUAGUGUCUUCAUGGAUUUUUAUAAAUGUACUAAAGUAUGAUUGUAUAAAUAUCUCAUUAAUAUUCUCUUAAUACUGUACGUUGUUGAAACAUAGGUAGAAGAGAGCCAAAGUUAAGAUGAAGGAAAGGAGGUUGUAUGUUAGGGAGGUGUAGGUAAUGAAAUUUUGUAGGAGUAUGAGACUUUCUUCAUGGUAAAUAGAUACCCCGGUAGACAGUAAGUACAUACUGGUGAGGUAAGCAUGCGAGGAAAGAUGAAAUGAUUGAGUUUGGAAAGAAUGGCUUGUGUCUUCCUUGUGGGGAUUGUUUUUUGUUUUUGUUUUUUGUUUUUAAGGAAGUGAUAGAGAAAUUAGAAAUAUAAGUACAGUACUGUAUUUUAUACCCACGUCAAGAAAUGUGCACACAACACGGUAUAAUAACAUAUAAUUAUACUCCAAUUUCUUAAAUAUAGAAAAUUUCCGAGAAAAAGAACACAAAGCGAGCUACCUAUUUUGUGUACAGGUAUCUAAAAUGGCAACACUGCAUCUGACGCGACACAGGUUACAGCUGAGCGGAGUAUAUCGUGAAUCAAUACUUCUGUGGCCUGUAACGUAAAAAGUACUGUACAGUAUAGUCACAGAAUGAGUAUUGAGGUAAGUGGGUUUUAUACUUUUUACCAAUUUGUGGAAGUCAUUGGCCUCAGCAGGAGAGAGGGGAACAGUAUACUUUUGAAAGUGUAAAUAACCUUAGUAAUGAUAGACAUCGAACAUUGUCACUGGUAUUUUGAGGCAAGAUUUGUAAUAGCCAUACUUCAGGUACAGUACCCCAGUUGUGUUUGUGGAUGUGUUUCACAUAUUUUCUCCAAUUAUUAAUACUGAAGUGGAAGUAUGAUACAUUUGAUAUGUUCCGUAUUAGUUUUAUUUAAUGUACGUACCUUUCAGGAGUUCUACUGCCCCAAGGUGUUCAGUUGUGAGUUGUAGAAUUUGCUCAUGUUUCAACUAGUCUUGUUGACCUUGAAAAUUGCUUGCUGACUUUGGUAAACUCUUAAAAAUUGUUUGGCUUCCAUGAUGUACACAUUCAUGGCUAUUGAAAACUUAAUGAUAAGGCAUGUAUUGUACAAGUAUUAAUUGAUAGCACUGUAUACUUAUAAUUUUCUUGUACAGUAUAUUUGUAUAUUAGUUUUUUAGAAAUGAACCUUAUUAUGACAUGGAUGAGUGUACUGUUGUAUAGUGACAUAUUAUUUUAUUCGGUCUUCAACCCCUGAAUAAAAUUGUCAUGCAUUGGCCAAAUAGAAUAUUAAAAGUGAAGGGGUGAAAACAUGUCUCAAAAAGAUAAUAGAGAUAGCAUUUCAUUAUUGUCCAGUUAUUGUGAUGCAGAACUUUGACUGUAGCCCUGAAUAUUUCUUAAAGUUUCAAGAAUGAAGUUGAUUGGUAUCCAAUGUUUGUGCUUGAAGGGAUAAAAGGUUUAAUUUCCUUUCCAUGGGGGAUAUAGACUGAGGAAAUAGCAGUUGUCAGAAAGGAACACAGAGUCCUUGUCUCAUGGUCAGGUCAACUUCAGAAGAUUGUAUGUACAUUAGAGACAUUUUUUUUGUUUCCCCCUUCUUUUCCUUCUUAAGUACAGGUAUUACUGUUACCUGUUAUAAUUUCAGGAUUAUGAUUAUUUCCAUCAUCUUCAUUAUUAGAUUUUUUUUUCCUCCCUCCUGUUCCUGGCUGUACUGUACUAUACAGGUAUACUAAAUUUGAUGGCUAUAUCACAUUAUUGUUUUGUAUUUUAUGUCAUCAGUGCAUAGACUGUAUGGGGAGGUCAUUGGUGUACACCUAUCUGUUAAGUGUGUAUAAACGUUUACCCAAGUUUGUGAAAAGGAUUUAGUAAAAAGUAUCCUGUUUAGAACAUUGAAGUUUGAAGGCUUCUUAGUGAACAUUAUCUCAAAAAUGUAUCUGUCCACACUGUGUGAAACACUAUGAGACCACAGAUGAUAGAUAUUGGGACAUGCAAUUACAGGUAUUUGGUAUAUAGUUUAACAUAAGUAAUGCAAUGUGUAUCUGUUUUAGCAUAAUUAAUAUGAUGUUCGGUUACCAAAUGUAGCAGGACUAAUAUGCCACAGAGCCAUGCAUACCAACCCUUCCGGGACAUCACAAAUUACACAUAGCAUUUCGGAUGGCAUCUCCACCCGUGGGAGCUGCCUUGAUGUGGUGGUGGGCUUGUGCGUCCUGAUGAUCCGGUGAGCAGGACCACAGGUAUGCUUGGAGGCAAGGAAAGGGUUUCUCAAACUGGGUAGGUCACUGGGGAGGGUUCAGACAAAAUGGCUCCUAUUCUUCUGCCGGUUUUGAGAGCAGACCGGCAACAUCGUCCCCAGCCCAGACUACUGGGGCUGGAAUAUUCUCCCACGUAUUAGCCAUGCAUGGUAUCCCAUAAUACUGGGAGUCCUGGCAGUUGACUGACGCAGCACACUGUGCCCUAUUAUGGUAGUAGCAACACACUUCUUUGGUCCCCUACCCCAGUUAGACUGGCGGCUUGGUUGGGUUCGAUCAAGUCAAUCUGCUGGUCACAGUGUGACUAGGGUCAAGCGGGCAUCAGGGGGCCUGGCACUCCUAUGGUCCAGGAGCUGCUGCCUUGGCCACUUGGUGGUUACCUGCUUAUGCUACCCCUGGGGUCACCAGGGUUUUAUCUCUGGCAUUGACCUCCCCUAGUUGGGCUCUGUGGUGCAUGAGGGGGUGGGGGAAUUGAGUAAUUCGGGUUUUGUAUGGGAGAAACAAACUCAAAUAACUCGGCCAGUUACUCCCCCUGAUGACCCUGCACCUCUCCCUGGACCCUCCUUUGGAUCAUCAAUUGCUACAUUGCAGCCCUAUCAGAUUGAUAAAAGUGGCUCUGGGUCAUGGCAAUUACCUAAGUAUAAGAGCCACAGGAGACCCACUGGCCCUGGCAUCCUCCAUGAGAUCUUACCAGGUGUGUUCAGGCAGGUAGAUUUUCAAAAUAUCUAGUUACCCAUACCGUGGAAGGCAAGCUUGUAGUAGACCUGGGCGUUUUUUAUGUUUACAGGUUAUAAGUAACAAUUUGUGGGAGAGAAUCAAAAGUAUCCUCUCAGCAAGAUGGUAGCUUCCUGGUGGAGGUCUCCUUUCCCCAAGGAGAGUGUUUGACUCUGUACCCUGUCUGAGGUACUUGGUGCCCCCAGCCUCCUGUACUCCACAAGCCACCUUUAACCAGUGUUGAGGGGCGGUAUUGUCCAAAGAGUUGCUCCGAUACUUGAGGAAAAGCUUCUGGAGGAGCUCCAAGUCUAAAAGGUGGUGAAAGUGGAUAAGUUCCACAAGAAAGAAAAUGGCAAUCUUAACCCUUCACAAAUUCUGUUAUUGACAUUUGACCGCUUCGAAAUGCCUACCUCUAUCAAGGUUGCCGCCUUAAGGUGAAACCAUACACCCCAAACCCUAGAUGAUGCUUCCAGUGUCAGACGUAUGGCCGUGUUAGCCACAUUUGUCGUAAGUUACAACAGUGUUUUCCUGCAGUAUGUGUAACUGUGGUAAAGCCCAUGAGGAUCAGAAAUGUCCAGGUCCGGUCUGCAGUUUUCACUGUAGUGAGGCGCACCCGGCCUCUUCUAGUGAAUGUGACCGGUUCCAAUUAAAGAAAGAGAUACUAAAGAUCUGUACAAGAGACAAAGUGAGCUUUGCUGAAGCCAGAAGCACCACUGAAAUACUGUAUGUCUCAAGGCGACAUGUGACCCAAGCUGUUGCGUCGCCAGGGAUGUAAUUGCCACAAUCGAUCGGAAUUCAUCGUACCCAUCCUGGCAGAUACUUGUUUGAGAUACUGUACUGUACAUCUAAAAGAGUGUGAUUAAUAUUCCUUAAUGUUUUUUGGACUGUGUUAACUGGAUUAAGCAUAGAACAUCCACUUCAUAGUAGUGCAAAUGUGUUGUUUCUGUUAGAAAAACCUAUGUUUGGUUAUCUAAAUUCUCAAAAAAUUUGAUGGAUUGUUAAUAAAGCAUAUUUUAUUGUUUACUUUUUAUUGCAUGCUUACUAUUUUAUUUUAGACAAUUAUGUUUUUUUAUUCUUUUUUUUCCUUUGUCAAUUUUUACUUUCAAAACUUUGAGACUUUUAUACAUUUUUGCAAUACUAAAAUCUGUCUAAAGAUUCUGUGGAUUGUACUUGAAGACAUUGACUGCUUAGAUGUGUCACUAAUUUAAAAAAAAACGAGGAAAAGUGACUGAAUUGGUUUGAAGUUUAAGUUCCUGAAAUACUGUACAUUGUAUGUCUAGUUGUACUGUAUUACUGCUUUUGUUGGUAAAUUUGAUAAGUAAAGUCCUGUAUUGUAUGUGAUUAGUUGCUAUUUUUGUUGAUCAAUUUAGCAAUUAUGUGUAUACAGGUACUCAUUGUUUUUAUUAAUUAUGCAAGUGCACACUCUGUUCGAUCACUGUUUUUAUUGGUUAUGUUAGCAAAUACUGUACUGUAAUUUACUUAUUUGAUAAUUGUUUUUAUCGAUCAAGUUAGCAAACUUGUUUGAUUGCUGUUUAUUUGGUCAUUGUUGAACGAGUCACAUGUAUUUGUUUUGGCUAUUUGGGGAGGGGGGGUUAACAUUUGCAAUUAUGAGGGAUCACAUGAAGAUUAGUUCAUCAUCAUAUUUCACUGAUUAUUAAACACUACCCUAACACUACAUGGCUAGGUUAGGGUGGGUUAGGUUAGGUUUAAUUAAGGUAAGGUUAGGCAGCAUUAGGGCAGUUAACAUUAAGGUGAAAGAGACUGGAGCUACUUUUCCUCGUGUGAUCUAGUAUAGGCUUUAGUUACUUCAUUAAAACCUCUUUUACCCACUAAUCAGUAUGAUGGUAGAUGGAAAUUCCUCUCCUAGAAACUAUUAGUGUUGGGUAUUUACAGUUUAGCCUCCAUGUAACAGGUGAUGCAUUAUUUGGAGGUUUCAUUUCUAAAGGAGCUCAAGUUAAUGGACUCCCCUCCCAUAAUCUAUUAUUUGGAGGUUUCACAUUUAACGGAUUUCCCUCUCCAUAUAAUGCGUUAGAAGGGGUUUUUUCUGUAUGUCAAGAAAUUGUAAGCUUUAUUGCUCCCAUAUUCUAAGGUUCAUGAUAAGAUGAUGUGAAGGGAAAAGUGUAUAGGUAUUAAUGCCAUUUAUUUCAUACUUUGUAAACACCAUUGUCACUAUUCAUACAGAUUGAGGAGUCUUCUUAACAAAACAUUGGAGUCGAUUGCAUUUUGAUUUUCAGAUAAGUUCAGCUUUAGGAUGCCGAGGCCUAUUUACAUGAUAAUAAGUACAGUACUAGUACAGUAUACUGCACUGUACUGUACUGUACUAGGUCCAAUCCAAACCUCAGGUAUGACUACUGUUAUUUUUCUAUUUACAUCACUGCUUCCUUUCUCUUGUAUUAAAGAUAUUUUAAUGGUGCAGUAUAUACAGUACAGUACAUACUGACAUGAUUUAGCUGAGCUGUUGUUCAGUAAUUUUAAGUUUUAUAUAUAUAUAUAUAUAUAUAUAUAUAUAUAUAUAUAUAUAUAUAUAUAUAUAUAUAUAUAUAUAUAUAUAUAUAUAUAUCCA